This is a messenger RNA of Rotaria socialis, 891 nucleotides long. NCBI's taxonomy places the organism in Eukaryota, Metazoa, Rotifera, Eurotatoria, Philodinida, Philodinidae. The record is from the annotation of a GenBank genome assembly.
AUGGCAGUAGCAUCUAUGUCUAAUGCAGUCGAACCACCACCUACAUCGUUGUAUAACACUCGAAGUACUUCUGUAAAACGACUUAUGCGUGAAGCUGUCGAAAUGAAAGAUCCAACAGAACUGUAUUAUUGCCAACCGAUUGAAGAUAAUUUAUUUGAAUGGCAUUUUACAAUUCGUGGCCCUAUAGCAACAGAGUUUGAGGAAGGAAUUUAUCAUGGACGUAUUAUAUUUCCCGUUGAAUACCCAAUGAAACCACCUUCUAUUAUAUUACUUACAGAAAGUGGACGUUUUAAAAUCCAUGAAAAAAUAUGUUUAUCAAUAUCUGGUCAUCAUGUUGAAACAUGGACACCCACAUGGGGUGUCCGAACAGCUUUGUUGGCUAUUAUUGGUUUCAUGGAAACGCCCGGUGAAGGUGCUCUAGGCUCACUUGAUUAUACACCAGAAGAACGCAAACUUCUUGCUAAAAAAUCACAUUCAUACAAAUGCCCAAAAUGUGAUAUAACUAAUGGUGAAGUACUAUUACCGUUAUCAGAAAAAUCAGUUGAUGCUCAAAAAGAGGCAAAAGAAUUAGCCAAUCAAAUCGGUAUGGUUAAAAAACCUGAAACAACAGGUGAAACACCAUCAUCAACAUCCACUGAUGAAGCGAAUACUGAAUUAUUAUCACCACCAGAUCCAAUAUCGGCCGUGCCUUCAAUACAUACACCUAUACGAACGCCAAUAAAUGCAUCAACUCGACGUCAAAAUGAAUCUAAUAAUAAUCUUUUGAGCAUGUUUAUAUUUCUUUGUUGUAUGAUCGUAUCGUUUCUACUUUUACGGCGACUUUUCUUGACAUUUGGUACCAAUCGAUCGUUUCCGCCAUCAUCAUCGGAUCCAUUUCAUGACGACUUUUAA